Molecule: messenger RNA, 4594 nt
Organism: Aedes albopictus (Asian tiger mosquito)
Lineage: Eukaryota; Metazoa; Arthropoda; Insecta; Diptera; Culicidae
Product: eukaryotic translation initiation factor 4 gamma 1
Exons: 4
Coding region: 863-2923 (686 amino acids)
Cellular component (GO): eukaryotic translation initiation factor 4F complex
Molecular function (GO): translation initiation factor activity; mRNA binding; protein binding
Source: RefSeq, a predicted model, not a curated record
UUGCUGGCCAGUCCGGAACGUUGGUGUUAGUGCCUUCGCGCACCCCAUCGUCGCAAUUCUUCGUACGUAGCACGUGAAAUGAAAGUUGAAUAUUACACUCCUUCAUUCCGUCAAAAGUAGCAAGAAAAUAGCACGAUUAUCCACUAAUUAGACCAAAAAAGGGUCUUCCGUUGUGCUCGCGGGACAACAAACCAUCCGGGGAACGUUUCCGUCGCGUUUGAUCGGUGAUCACGGUCAGCCAGGAAGCAAAGUCAGUGAGUGGCAGAAAAGUGUGAGGUCAGGACAGCAAGACUGGAAAAAAUAGUACGCAAAAAGGGAUAGAAAAAACUGGCGUGUAACGAUAAGUGAACCAAUCUUCAGGGAACCGACCAAAAAAGCCCGCAUCGCUGGGAUCGGGAAUCACCAGAACCGGAUUCCAUCAUAAUCAAGAGCGCACACACAGUGCGGAAUCCGACCUUCGCAGCAGCGAUUGUCAACGUAGCAGGGGCACUGAUUUCCUGCGAAAUCCAGCUAGAAAAAAAACCUAGUCGUCACUCAAGAACACGCAACUAAGCAAACCUGAUACUGCCACGUAACGGAACUCUAUUCCAACUCACCACUUAUUGAAAUUAGACCACUGUUCAACGAAUUGCACUGCGAGUCAGAACCAACUGUGUCCUGCCAAGUGAAACUUAAGCAGCGGAUAACGUGUUUUAUUGUUUUUUUUACCCAUAUACAUACAUUAUACAUCUGAAAUUAUCAGUGCGAUCGAUAUCAGGAAAUCCAUUCUAGUUGUUGUUAUUUGUGAUCUAUUUACUAUUUAACUCUGGAUCGAAAAUAAUUGCUAUAUUUCGUGCCAACCGGACACGCGUUCAUAGCAAUAAUGACGGACACAGUCGAACCCGUCGCUGACCAGCAGCAGCAGCACCAGCAAUCGGAAGAGGACAACAACAAUCAGAUCGACCUGGCCGACACGGUGGCAAAGCUAAGCAUCAAUGGAACAGCAGCUCAUGAUCAGCAGAACAAUAGCUGCGAAGAGAGCGAAGACAACAACAAUCUAGCCACUAGCACCAUAAACAAUAAUGUGGACAGUAACCAUCCGUCGAUAGGAAAACGCAUUCGGCGAACUUCCGAGAAGCUGCUAGGCGAGGACACCGGAGCCCGCAAGAAAUACUCGCUGGAUCAACUAUUGUCAUUGAAGGAUGCCACAAUCAGCAAAGAAAAGCCCACCACGAUACCGGAUGCGUGUCGGUCUAUCUUGAAGUCAUCGCACAACCCAAUGAUGGCUUCGAGCAGAAACUUUGGCAACCAAGAUAACUCGCUGUUACCAACGUUCAUGAGGGGUAUGGACGGUGGUGGCGGUGGUGGUGGCAUCGGUGGCGGCAUGAUGAACGCCCGGCCGGGUCCAAUGAAACGGGCACCCUAUCAGGGUCGAUUAUCGGCCAAGGAGAUGCGAUCCGGAGGCGACGAUGUGGAUAGCGGAAUUAUCAAGGUUAAUUUGAACAUUACCGAGGAAGUUAAAUUGAAGGAGUGCGCCAACGCUUGGAGGCCUCGGUUUUUACAGAAACAGGAAGAGCUGGAUGAAGACACCAAGAAAACACAGGAACUGUUCAAGAAAUUCCGCAGCGUGCUGAACAAGCUCACGCCGAACAAUUUCAACGACUUGGUGGAACAGGUGAAACAGUACGAAAUCGACACGGAAGAACGAUUGGACGGUUGUAUUAAGAUUUUAUUCGAGAAGGCCAUCAUGGAACCGAAUUUUACCGACACCUACGCGCAGAUGUGCAAGGAGCUUGGAACCAUCAUAAAAAUCGAAACAAGUGAUAACAAACAGCCGAACUUCAAGCGCAAGCUGAUCACUCAGUGUCAGAAAGAGUUUGAGAAGCAUCACACCGAUAAGGAAGAGAAUGCAACCGAAUUGGAGCAGUCGAAGAAGAAAGCCGCCGAAGGAGAGGAGAAAUCUGAUGAACUCAACGAACUGCAAUACGAGCUGGAGGAGAAGAAUGCCCGCAUUAAGAGGCGAGCCAUGGGCACCAUACGAUUUAUUGGAGAACUGUUCAAGCAGGAGCAACUGAUCUGUAGAAUUAUGUACUCCUGUUUGAAUAUCUUACUGAGCGAGGAAAUGUUGGACGAGGAAUCACUGGAGUGUCUCUGCAAGCUGCUGACCACGAUAGGUGGUCGGAUGGAGAAAGACUCGGUGCAAGACUCCCAAGGAUUGCAGUACUACUUCGAUCGUCUUCAGGAAAUUGCCGACCGGAAAAGUACCAUACAAGUCAGCAACCGGAUCCGUUUCAUGAUCCUGGACCUGGUCGAUUUGCGGAAGAACAACUGGCAACCGCGUAGGGCCCAGGCCGCGCCAAAGACGAUGGAGGAAAUUCAGAAGGAGGUCGAAUCCGAGGAGAACAAGAACAGAAUUCUGAACUUUGUGCUAUCGGGCAGUGGUGGCCGUGGAGGUGGCGGCGGUGGUGGCAACCGUCAGGAUGGGGAUCGGCAUCAUCGCGGCGGAGAUGGAGGAGGCAGUGCGUCCAAGAAUAAGCAACGCUUCGUCGAUGACGACGGGUUCGUGCAGCCGGUGUCGAAGAACAGCACUCGCCAACAGUUGCCCAUGUUCGAUCCGAAGAAGCUCAACCUAUCGGCGCAAAAAUCUCCGGAGGUCACCCGCCUGGGUUCGGCAUCGAUGUUCCAGGGCUGGGGUAAGAACAAUGCGUUCGCUUCGUUGACCGACGACCAACAGCAGCAGCAACAGAAUUCGGCCGGCCCCCCGAGUUUCUUCGGCUCAGGUGGACUGGGUGGUGGUGGCCCUGGCGGUAGCAGUGGCGGACAUUCCUCCGGAGGCGGCAAUAAAGGCGGUGGCGGCGGCGGCUACGGAGGAGGGAAUAAAAAAUCCGGCCGUGGCGGUGGUAAGAACGCCCCGUAUCAAGGCAGAAGCAGCAGUCGCUUCUGAUGAUAGGCCCUGGGUGCGAAUGGUAAGACUCCUUUCCUGAUUUAGCCGUUUAUUUUCCAAUUUUUGCGUCUUAUUUUGCUGUUAGAACCAGUUUAGAAAAGGGAGAAAAUUCAAAUAGGGUAAUUAUUAAUCAUUACACACGUGUUCCCUGGAGCAAAAUAAAAAUCUGGCGAUCGAUCUUCCAAAUUUCAGGGUAGAUUGAAGGGCGGAGAAAGGCCUAUUGCAGUUAGAACAGGGAAGUGGGAUUCAGUUGAGCUGAUCGACAAUUGCUUUAGUAUAGGGUGCAGCAACAUUUUUUACAUAGAAUGCGAUUAUAUUUUUGUUAACAGGUUCUGCUUUUGUUUUCAAGAUUAUAGCUUUUAGAGGGAUAUUUGAAUAAUCAAAACAACCGUAGUUUUCUGUAUUUUCAAUCCGAGCAACGCAAUUUGCACGCAGUUAGUUAUCCGAAACGAAUGGAACUAAUCUAGCCGAUUCACAUUUCCGAAUAGCCUAUACUGCCCCCAUUCGCACAACAGUCCAAUGUGAAUAGGAAGCCCAGCAAACAUGGGAUUGUUAUGCGAAUAGGGACAGUAUAGGUCGUAGUUCAUGCCAACCUUCGUUCAAAUGAUUCAUAUACCCAAGCUUAACAGCUUUAUAUCUACACUUUGGCCUGAUCUACGGGAUGUUGGUUAUAUCGGGUUGAGUUCGUCAGAACUCAAAGUGAUGUAAUUGUGCUUCACUAACGUAACGCAAAAACAGCCAAUAUUACUAACUAAAGUUCCUUUUGCAAUAUUUAGUUCAUGGCACAAGGAUACAGAAGAAAAUCACUGCAUAUUCCAGAAGUAGUGUCGUAAUAAAAAUGCGCCAACGAAGUAUACCAUGAUUGGGUAUGCUUCGCAGUACCGACUGCGCAGAGAUCCAACAGAUGGAAACAAAUGUUUCGAGAUGAAACCGGACGUAAAGAGAGAUUAAUAGGAAAACGCGAGUUAUAACCGUUAUGAUCAUUGCAACAGGAGGAAACCGACACUACCAACAUAAUAGUCAAGCGAUGAACGCUAAUAUAUCGUCAAAACAGAAAUUUAUCAAAAUCCACUACAUGAUGUAUUAGGUUAAGCUACAAAUGCCUUUGAAACUUCCAACUGAUUAGGGUAUCUUAGUAGGCCAAGACGCAUAACAGCAGCCAUCAACCAUAACCAACUGCUCUGGCGCAUCGACGACAGUAACCACCAUGCCUGUUGUCAGAUCCACGCGAAAGGAAGUUCUCCAAAUCAUGAUGACUUUUGAUUUUGAAAAUAUUGUUGUAAGUUUGCGGGAAAACGGAACUCUAAACAUAGGGAAAAUGAUAUUACAGUAAGUCAAGAUAAUACAUCAAGCAUGAAGCGUUAAUGCUCAAAACAUAUGCAGCAACCGUAUAUAUGAAAAAAAUAGGUGACACUGUCGAUUAUGGAAUGAUCGAUUUAUAGACAAAAAUAAUUAAUUGCAUAUUAAUAUUAAUAAUGAAGUGGAUAAAACUAAUUUUAAACUUAUUACAGCAUAAAAGUCCAGAGGAGCAGAAGCCUCUCUAACUGUAACGGUGAACUUACCAGGAAAAUCUUGUGAACUCUUGCAAAUCAUACAUAGUUAAAUACUUAAAAGUGUAAGCAGUUAUGAAGCAAAAGCAAAAAAAAAAGUCCGUUAUCCCAAAACCCAAAA